Molecule: messenger RNA, 1150 nt
Organism: Cariama cristata (Red-legged seriema)
Lineage: Eukaryota; Metazoa; Chordata; Aves; Cariamiformes; Cariamidae
Product: FSD1-like protein
Exons: 9
Molecular function (GO): protein binding
Source: RefSeq, a predicted model, not a curated record
AGUCACAAUGGCUUCAGCGUUCCGCAUCUCUCUGAAACCAAAGGUCAGUGAUAGUAUGACUCAUUUGAUGGUGGACUUCGCUCUGGAAAGGCACAUGCUCCAGGCUGUAAAGUUUUUGCCAGUCCCUAAAGCUCCAGAGAUAGAUCUAGCAGCAUGUCUGGUUGCUGAUAACUGCAUAACAGUAUCGUGGAGAAUGCCUGAAGAAGACAGCAGAGUUGAUCAUUUUGUACUAGAGUAUAGGAAAACCAACUUUGACGGGCUUCCUCGAGUAAAAGAUGAACAGCAUUGGGAACUGAUAGACUAUAUUAAAGCUACUGAAUAUACAUUGUCAGGUCUGAAAUUUGAUACAAAAUAUAUGAACCUUAGAGUACAAGCUUGCAACAAAGCUGUGGCAGGGGAAUACUCUGAUCCCGUGACUCUGGAAACUAAAGCAUUUGUGUUCGGUUUGGACAGUACUUCAUCUCAUCUGAACUUGAAAGUUGAAGAUAACUAUGUUGAAUGGGAUCCUACUGGAGGCAAAGGCCAAGAAAAAAUAAAAGGGAAGGAGAACAAAAGCAGUGGCCAGAAUCCUCUGCUGAAGAGCAAUAGAAGAAGUGGUGCACCAUCUCCAAAGAGGACAUCUGUUAGCACAAGAUCUGCAGCAAGGGGCAGCAGAGAUCGUUUUACUGGUGAAUCAUACACAGUGUUGGGAGACACUGCUGUUGAAGGUGGACAGCAUUACUGGGAGGUGAGAGCCCAGAAGGACUGCAAAUCCUACAGUGUGGGAGUGACGUAUAGAAACCUGGGGAAAUUUGACCAGCUGGGAAAGACUAAUUCAAGCUGGUGCAUCCAUAUCAACAACUGGCUGCAAACCACAUUUUCAGCAAAACAUAAUAAUAAAACCAAGACUCUAGAUAUACCUGUUCCAGACAGAAUAGGAGUAUACUGCGACUUUGAUGGAGGUCAGCUCACAUUUUAUAAUGCAAACUCAAAGGAGUUGUUACACACCUUCAGAACAAAGUUUACCCAGCCAUUAUUGCCAGGCUUCAUGAUCUGGUGUGGUGGGCUUACAGUGAGUACUGGACUGCAGGUGCCAAGUGCUGUGAAAACGCUCCAGAAGAGUGAAAAUGGAUUGAGUGGUUCAACAAGCAGCCUAAACAAUAUUGCCUAG